CAGCUAGUAGUUUAAGCAUUUGGUCACUUUGAGACAAAUGUGAAUAAUUUUAUAAAUAAACAAAUGUCUAACAAAUAUCUAUUAAUAGUAUUGUCUAUAUUACCCAAUUCUUUAUAUGCGGCACACAUAUUGUCAUUAUUUGCAAUGCCCGUACCUUCUCAAUAUGCCUUUAUAGAGCCGUUACUAAAGGAAUUGGCGGCACGAGGCCAUCAAAUAACGUCCAUAACAAGUUUUCCACAAAAACAACCAAUACCCAAUUUUCGUGAUGUUGUGGUUAAGAAAAAUAAUAAUUUAUUUAUAGAUUUUCAAAAUUUUACCGUGGAUAAUAUUGAGGCAAAUUACUAUGAGAUAGUAGAUGAAAUGUAUAAUCGAGCUUUCCAAAUGUGUAUAAACGUACAAAAUGAUGCCGCAGUUCGUCAAAUAUUGGAUCAGGAGAAAAUUGAUUUAAUUAUUUUGGAGGUAUUCUUUUCGGAAUCAUUUUUUGGUUUGUCAGAGUAUUUGCAGGCACCAAUUGUGGGUGUAUCAACCUUGGGUACCAUGAUUUCAAUUGAUGAAUUGGUGGGUAAUAUAAGUCCCAUGUCAUAUUUACCAAACUUAAUUUUACCUCUGCAUGAAAUGACUUUUUGGGAAAGACUUUUAAAUGUUAUGUUAUAUUUUGUGGAAUUGGCUCAUUAUUAUCGCAAAUAUAUGCCGAUACAAAAACAAAUCUAUAAUUUUUACUAUACCAAUGCAAAACUAACAUUUGAAGAAGCUCAAACAAAUUUCUCUUUGGUUCUGUUGAAUGAUCAUUUUUCCUUAACGACACCCAGACCUUAUGUACCCAAUAUGAUUGAAGUGGCUGGUUUAAAUAUUGUAACAAAUCCCGAACCUUUAACUCCAGUUGUCAAGCAAAUUUUGGAUAGUGGCCGUAAAGGAGUUAUUCUAAUAUCUUUAGAUGUUAAAUUGAAUCCCCAGACGGUGAAUAUAUUUCUACAACAAUUUAAGUCCAUGCCUCAGCUAAUACUUUGGAAGACUUCCCAGAAAAUUCCUAAUCCACCGCCAAAUGUUUAUGUAUCCCCCAACUUUGUUGAAGCCUCUAUACUACCACACCCUAAUAUACAACUAUAUAUAACUCCUGGUGGUUUUCUUAGCAUUAUAGAAAGCGUCUAUCAUGGUCUACCGAUUUUAGGUGUGGUAUCUACCGAAAAGCAAGAGGAUUAUGUGGAUUAUGUCAAGAGAGUUGGCAAUGGAGUGUCCAUUAAAUUACAUACCAUAUCAGAAAAAAGUUUUGCAAAAGCAUUCAAUGAACUGUUAGGAUCUCCAUACUAUACCAAUAUUGCCAAAACCUUAUCGCAUAGAUUUCGUGAUCAACAAAACACACCCAUGGAACGAGCUGUCUAUUGGAUUGAAUAUGUUUUACGUCAUAAAGGUGCCAGACAUUUACGCAAUAUGGGACAGAAUUUGACUUGGUGGCAAUUCUACAAUAUAGAUGUAAUCUUUGCAAUAUUAUGUGUAUUUGCCUUAAUAACUUUUUUAGCUUUAGUAUUUGUAAAGAUUUUGAUUCAAUUCUUAUGGAAAUUAAAAACAAAAAGAAAGCUCAGUAAUGUUAAUAAAGAGAAGAAAGUCUAACAUCAUCUAGUUCCGAUUAUAGUAUUGUAGGGUAUAGUAAGAAAUAAUAUAAUAUAUUUUAUAAGCAAUUAAUUUGAACAGAUACAUUAAAUAAAAUAAAUUAAUCAUUUAGACAGUAGUUGUACAAAGUUUUGAUUUCACUUAGGUAUCAAAUAAUAAACAAAAACACAAUUCAUAAUUAUUGUAAUAAUUAUAUUUAUACGUAUGUAUUUGACAAAUAAAAAAAGGA
Molecule: messenger RNA, 1837 nt
Organism: Lucilia sericata (common green bottle fly)
Lineage: Eukaryota; Metazoa; Arthropoda; Insecta; Diptera; Calliphoridae
Product: UDP-glucosyltransferase 2-like
Exons: 2
Coding region: 64-1608 (514 amino acids)
Molecular function (GO): UDP-glycosyltransferase activity
Source: RefSeq, a predicted model, not a curated record